Eublepharis macularius is the source of this 4754-nucleotide messenger RNA. It is a transcript of the gene MTRES1, whose product is annotated as mitochondrial transcription rescue factor 1. Bases 250 to 942 code for a protein of 230 amino acids. The transcript is spliced from 4 exons. The record is from RefSeq and is a predicted model, not a curated record. Lineage: Eukaryota; Metazoa; Chordata; Lepidosauria; Squamata; Eublepharidae.
GGGGGGCGGGGAGCAGCUGCUGUCGGACGCGCUCCUGCUGCUGGAGGACAGAGGCGGGGAGGGCGAGGAAGGCCUGCGUCUUCUGGCUCCAGCAGCGCCGCCACGGGGGAGAGGAUGGCGCGCCCCUUGCACACUCUGCAGUGUAAACCCCCCGCUCGUUUACUCCCGGACCAGAUCCAAACUGUGCUUGCUUAGCAGUAAGCUCCGUUGGAUCUUCCGCGUUCCGGACGUUGCUUAGCAGUGUGCAUUAUGCCGGGUUGCAGACUACCCCUUGGUGCUUUUAGAAAUCUAAAUGCUUGGCUUGGACUCUUGGAUAAUUCACCUUAUAAACUCUGUGCACCCUGGAGGAGAUUUCUUUACUCUGCAAGCUAUCAGCCAGUUACAACAAUUACCCCCAAACAUUUCUUUGUUUCUUCCAUAAAAUGCCAUGUAUUUUUGAUAUCGUUGUACAAAUAUACCCCAGGAAUUUCUAUAAGACUUAAAAGUAACAAAAGCUCUCGGAAGAACAUGAAACAAACUGUACAGGAGGAUGAGAACGAGGAGGAGGAGGAUGAAGUUGAAGAGAGAAGUGAUUCAGAGGAUGAAUUUGAAGACGAUCCCACUGUAGUGAAAGAUUACAAAGAUCUAGAGAAAGUAGUAACGUCGUUCAGAUUUGAUGUAAUCAUGAAAGCUGGUCUAGAUGUUGCAAGAAACAAAGUUGAAGAUGCUUUCUACAAUGGUGAACUCAGGCUGAAUGGAGAGAAGCUAUGGAAGAAAAGCAGAUCUGUAAAAGUUGGUGACACACUAGACCUCAUAAUUGGAGAGGACAAAGAAACAGAAACUGCUGUAGUUAUGAGAGUUGUCUUAAGGAAAGCCUCAGAAAAGAUUGAUGAUGAAAAAUAUAAAGUGAUAUUGAGGCGCUGGCGAAACUUAAAGGUGCCCAAACAGGAUGUAUUUAAAUGAACUAGGAUUUGCAUGGGAAAGAAGUUUCUGAACAACCAGAUUUGUUAUAUAUUAUAUGAAUUUUGAUUAAACAAGAUUUUUGUGCAUUCUUUUUUUAAAAAAAAUGGCUAUGUAAUGGCAUGCAAUCUUCUUUAUUGUAUACCUCACUUCAUGCCGAGGUUGUUGCUUUUGUGUCAUACCACAGUGCAAAGCAUUGCAAAGCAUUGUUUAUAGGUGGCUCUCCCAAAUGAAAAAAAUAUAUGGAAGAAAUAGAAGGGUAGGUUGAUUUAGAAGCAGACUCUGCUUUUAUUUAAAUGACAUAACUGGAAGUCCAAAAGCUAAUCUUAGUCUUCACAGGCAGAAAUUUGACUUUUCUUAAACUCUUAUUGUGUGUGUGUGUUUUAUCUAUAGUGUUGCUUCAGAAGGCUGGUCCCUAAAAUGGGAAAGUAUGAGGUAGCUUCAUGUUACAUCUUCCCAUUUGUACAAUGGUCUUUGAUUUAUGUUGCUGUUUUUUCCGCUUAAUUUCCUUUUUACUUUGCGAUACAAGUAUGAAAGGGAACUGAGUCUGUGGCACUUGAAUGGUAAAAUAGAGAGGGGAGGAGGAGAAAACAUACUGCUACAUUCAAAUUAUUUGCCCCAGGAACUCCAAAGCACAGACAGAGUUUGGCUUGGUGGCACCCUGUGGUAGAAAAUUAUAGACCUUGCUUUAGAGCCCUGUGUAUGUCUGUUCCAGUUUGAACAUGACUCUCCUGUAUGUGUGGAUUUACCCUAUUCAGCAACAGAAAGGGCAGCUCUGCUUGCACGUCCCUUACAUACAUGUAGUGGUGCUGUCGUUAGAAGUUAAUAUGGCUGCUCAUGUGCACAGGAACAUACAUACUUAUUGAAAUAUGCAGAAAGCUCUGGAUUAGGGUGUGUAUAAAUGCAUUGCUUUGGACCCUGCUAGGUCCAAAACCAUUACAGUCAUGUGCAGGCGACUUCUUGUCUGUUGUACUCUAAUUUGAACAUGCCGCUUAAGAAAUCUUCUGCAUCCACUAUGCUUUCAAAAGCAGUUUAGGCUUAGCAACCAAUUAGAAUGCAAACAGCAAAUAAUGCCAAAAUGUAAAGUUCUGUCAUCGUCUUAAGCUUGUGUGGUAUUAUAUAGGAAAGCAAAAUAAAUGCUUCCAGUUUUAAAGAUAGGUAUUGUAUGUCACCUUGAACAAAACUUUCCUUUGUAAUAAUGGUAAAGGGAAUUUUCAUCAGUAAAAAUUGUGGCUUCAAAUGGCUUGUUGCCUUGUACAAAUGAAGCCCCUAUAUUAAUACCAACUUAAUAAAGCCCAACUAAACUGUAUAAAUUGAUGUAGAUGGAGUCUUCAUCAAAGAUUUGGUGAUCUUAUGGCUAGAAACUGGCUCCUUUUUUAGUUUAGUUUAUUUGGUGUUUAACCCUCCCUCCCCACAAGUGGGCUCAGGACGGGGUACAACAGUAAUAAAAUACAAUUACAUAGCAGAUUCUACAAUAAAAUUCAGCAAUUAAAAUUAUGUAUAUACAAAAACCUGAUAUAGUUGGCUACAUAUUCCUGCCCCCAGCAUACAAAGAGGAAGUAGACAGACACACGAGCUGUACUCGAAUACCAGAGACCGGUGGUCCUGGCGCUGGCCUCAACCGUAAGCCCGGUGGAACAUCUCCGUCUUGCAGGCCCGCCGAAAUGAUACAAGAUCCUGGCGGGCCCGAGUGUCGUCAGACAGAGAGUUCCACCAGGUUGGGGCCAGGACCGAAAAGGCCCUGGCUCUGGUCGAGGCCAAACAAGCCUCCCUAGGGCUAGGGAUCACCAGUAAGUUCUUACCCACUGAACGAAGCGCUCUCCGGGGCACAUAUGGGGAGAGACGGUCCCUCAGGUAUGCUGGUCCCAAUCCGUUUAGGACUUUUAAAAGUAAUUUUUGCUUAUGAUAAUGAUGAACACAAUAACAGUUAACAGUUAAUAUUUUACAGUUAGAAUCCUGAGUUUAAUGCAGAGUCGUCAUAGGUAAAAAUACGGGCAUAACAGGGAGCCAAAGUCAAAUUACAGUUAAGGGGUAAACUAGGGAUUUUCACACUUCCUAGAUUUAGGGAACCUUUAUAUGCCAAUGAUCCCCUGAACAUUCAAUGAAUUCUAGUGCGGUAUGUGAUUCUGGGAGAUGCAGGAUAUGUACUCCGUUAGUGCAAGAUACUGCUCAAUCCUGUGACACCGUUGUCCCAUGUAAAUUGAGAAUGCACCCCAGAAAAAACACCCAACUCUCACAUGUACAUUGUAAGGUAAAAGGAGAGCAGACAGCAAAGUGUCCUAUAGGAAAAUGGGUAUUUCUUGUUUCAUUUUCUCAUUGAGGACCCCCAGUUUCCCUGGAACACAAAACAACUGAUGUGAGAUCCCAAAAAUAAAUACUGAUUAAAUCUAAAGUGGUGAAUUAGCUGUUUUGAUUUUUUUUUCAUUACCUCCUGUUUUUCAGUCAUUUUUAUUAGUUGGAUUUUUGGAGUAUAUAUUCUUUUUUGAAUAAAAAGGAUGAGGUAAUUUUGGCAUGUUAAUAAAGCAGCUUUAUAGUGAAUUUCCUCAGUCGCUGGUUUGGGGAGCUAUCUCAAGACAAGUUGCCUGGUCACUGAGUUGCUGGAGCAGCUGCCACCAUGCUCAAGGGAUGUUUUAAGAAUUGCCUUUGUAUGUAAAUAAGCACUGCUACCAUUCCUGAUAGGAUGUUUUUAAAGUUAGAAAAAAAUCUUCUGUUCCUGAGCAAACAAGCUCCCAGAAACAUCUCCACAAUGUUCUAAAAGUUCCACAGAAGAAAAACAUAUUCAUGAAUGUUUUCUGUAAAAUUACAUUAUGUUUCCUUGCUAGCAGCCAAAAACCAGUAGUGAAAUUUAGUUCAUAAGCAACAUGGAAAAACACAAGAAUUUGUGGAUAAAUGCAUCCACUCUGUAAUUAGAUAGGCGACACUUUUUUCCAAGGGAUUUAAAGAAUUGCAUGUAGACAGCUAGAAUAUUUAUAGAAAUGGCUGGAAUUUACGUUUGUAUGUUUGUUUUUUUCUGCAUGAAUAUAGUGUAUUUUAAGUCCAUAGGUAAAGUAAUGUUUUCCAGUUGGCUUCAGAAGGUUUGGAAUGUUAUACUGGGUAGUACAGAGGUGGUUGUAUGCCAGCUGGAUCUGUUAGUACAUAAAGCAUACUCUUUCUCUUAUGCAGGGAUCUAGGGUAUAACUGAUGGGUUGUGAAGUUUAUUAAGCAUCCUGAUCAUAAUGCCACACAGUUGAUUCAAUGUCCAGAAAAAAUCCCAUUGUGAAAAGUGUCUCUCAAUACAUGUUCAGAGGAACAUCCUAUUAAUAGCUUUACUAAGCACAAAUCAGAAGUUUUAGUAAGGUCAUGUGCUGGCCUAUGUAAUAAUGUCUAUGUAAGAUGGCCAUACCCUUUAACCCCCGAAUCUCUUGAGUUUAGUGGCAAAGCUCAGGGUAAGAAACUUUGAAAUUUAACCUUUUUAAAAAAAUGCAUCUUGGAUAGAGUAGGAAUGAUGCAUAUGCUUAAAUAGGAUUGAUUUCUGUAGUGGUUGUGGAGAAUGCCCACAAGUCACAGCUGACUUAUGGCGACCCCUGGCUGGAUUUUCAUGGCAAGAGACUAACAGAGGUGGUUUACCAUUGCCUGCCUCUGCAACCCUGAUCUUCAUUGGAGGUCUCCCAUCCAAUUACUAACCAAGGCCAGCCCUGCUUAGCUUCUGAGAUCUGGCGAGAUCAGGCUCACCUGGGCUAUCUAAGUAAGGGUUGCUUGCUAUAGACUAUGCCAGAUAUCUGUGUUUUAUUCAAUAAUAAGUUAUCAGAUUAUUUUAAAUAAAAGUUUAAUUAAUG